Dovyalis caffra is the source of this 2856-nucleotide messenger RNA. Lineage: Eukaryota; Viridiplantae; Streptophyta; Magnoliopsida; Malpighiales; Salicaceae. The record is from the annotation of a GenBank genome assembly.
AUGACUGCUAAAGAAGAAGAAGAGGAGGAGAAAAUGGCGAUGAGUAGGAAGGCGAAGAGGAAGGAGAAGAAGAAGUUGAAGAGAAAGCAAGCAAGGAGGGAGAUAGCGGAGAAGGAGAGGGAAGAGGAGGAGAGGAGACUCAACGAUCCAGAGGAGCAGAGGAGAUUGAAGGAAAUGGAGGAAGAGGAGAAGGAGAGAAUGGAAAGGGAGAGGAAAGAGUUUGAAGAGAGAGAGAGGGAGUGGAUGCAAGUUAUGGAGAGGAAGAGGAAAGAAGAAGCAGAAGAAGAAGAAAGAAGGAAGGUUCUGGAAGAAAAGGAAGAGGAAGCUAAUAGACUACUUGAGAAUGGAAAGGAGAAUGAGUGCAAUGAGGAUGAUGAUUGGGAAUACAUUGAAGAAGGGCCUGCAGAAAUUAUUUGGCAAGGGAACGAGAUAAUUGUUAGGAAGAAAAAGGUCAGGGUUCCAAAGAAGAAUGCCGAUGGCCAGAGUACAAAAGAGGAUGUUGAUAGGCCCACAUCAAAUCCUCUUCCUCCACAAUCUGAAGCUUUUGCCGAGCACCAGAAUGCUUCGAUUGUUUCAGCACAACAGAUGCUUGAGAAUGUCGCUCAACAAGUACCAAAUUUUGGAACUGAACAGGAUAAAGCUCAUUGUCCUUUCCAUUUAAAAACUGGAGCUUGUCGGUUUGGUCAGCGCUGCAGCAGAGUUCAUUUUUAUCCUGAUAAAGCAUGUACAAUCCUUAUCAAGAACAUGUAUAAUGGUCCUGGCCUUGUUUGGGAGCAAGAUGAGGGGCUUGAGUAUACAGAUGAUGAGGUUGAACGCUGUUAUGAAGAAUUUUACGAGGAUGUGCAUACAGAGUUCUUGAAGUAUGGAGAAUUAGUUAAUUUUAAGGUCUGUAAAAACGGUUCAUUCCACUUGCGGGGUAAUGUAUAUAUACACUAUAAGUCAUUGGAUUCAGCUGUGCUUGCUUAUCAUUCUGUCAACGGUCGCUACUUUGCUGGCAAACAGGUAAAAUGUGAAUUUAUCAAUGUGACCAGAUGGAAGGUCGCCAUAUGUGGAGAGUUUAUGAAGUCAAGGCUAAAGACAUGUUCUCAUGGAUCGGCUUGCAAUUUUAUUCAUUGUUUCCACAAUCCUGGUGGGGACUAUGAAUGGGCUGAUUGGGAUAAACCACCACCAAGAUAUUGGGUGGAAAAGAUGGUCGCUUUAUUUGGUUAUUCUGCUGAAUCUUUGUAUGAGAAGCGCACGGAGCAAAAAAAGUUAAGGCAAAUGAGGAUGCCUAGCAAGAUGUUAACAGCAGAUAGAGACAGGUGUGCUCAUAGUUCUGGCACAAGAUCUGAAUAUGGUUCCAAGCACGAUCGUAUGCGUAGAUCUAGGUCUAGAGACAUGGAUCAUGCAUUCCAUAGCUCUCAUAAAAGCAGCGACAUUGAAGAUGAUGUCCCAGAAGGCAUUCACUGGAGAAGCCAUUCAAAAGAUGAUGGAUCUAAUUCUGAUGGGGGUCAGUCGGAUAAUGACACAGAAAGAGACAGAGACAGAGACAGAUACAGGCAUCGUUAUCAUGCAAAGAAAAGGUCAAGACACCAUAGCAAAGUGUCAGAACUCUCACCUAAUUAUGUGAAGAAUAAUAACAAGUCCCGUGAGAUUGAUCAAAUCGAGGAGUUGUCAGAUGAUGGCAGAAACAGGCAUAAACAUUUUGGUUCCACCAAAAGCUCAGGACUUCGGGCAAAGAGGCCUUUUGUAGAUGAUAACAGAGACAGGAAGGAUGAGGCUCAUCGAGUUGACGGAUACAGGUUGGAUGGGGACAUAAAUAAAGAAAAAUGGCAUAAUUGCACGGGGAAAAGCUCAAGACACCAGAGGAGAGUAAGGUCCCCUGAUUAUCUUGGGGAUGGUGAGAGUAGAACUCUUGAUAUUGGUUCCAGCAGAGAGUGCUCACCUAGGGACAGAGACAGACACCAUUAUCUCGUAAGCAAAAGCUCAGGAAACCAGAACGAUGUCUUGGAAUUCCCUGAUAAUCAUUGGGAUAAUGGGUCCAGAACUUAUGGUACUGAUUCCAGUUACGAUCUGGUAGACAGGGACAGGGGAAGGCAUCUCAGCUGUGGAAGGAAACGUUCGAAGCACAGUGAACCAGAGUUUUCAGACGAUGAAGGUGUAAGUGCGAAGAGGUUGAAAGACAAUUCUCUUGUUGGUGAAUCUGACAUAAGAAAAUCUCACCUACAAAGAAACCCAACAGGUGGUCACUCAACCAGAAGAAAUAGUUCAAGCAGAGAGAGUGGUGAGGUGAAUUUUCCUGUUGACAGUCCUAAACCAGAUGGGAACCAUGUGUAUGGCCAGGUGAAACAAUGUAGUGGAAGAUGGGAAUCAUACAGUCCUGAUUCAAGAUACAACUUUUCUGAAGAAAUUGACGAGCAGGAUCGUUGGAAACCCGAAAGCUCUGAGAAAGACCAGAACUUUGGAAGAACAUUUGUCAGUGUUGACCGUUACGAGUCUGGCAGUCAGUGUGAUGGAAGAUCUGAAUCUCAUGAUAACAAUUCAAGUUACUCUUAUAACGAAAAGAUGGAGAGAGGUGCUUGGGAAUAUGGAACAGUUGCUUCUGGGAAACACCACAAAUCUAGAAGUGAUCUUACAGUUGGUGAUGAUAAGUAUGCUGGUACAUCAAGCUCCUGGGACAGAACCUCUGCUGAGCUUUAUGAUGAAAGCAAAUCAGGGAGCAGUAACCGGACAAGGCAUAAGAGACACUCAAAACGCUUGGAAGAGGGAAGAGAUUCUCCUAUAGAGAGCCCAGAAAAGGAAAAGAAAACCAAUAACCAGCAUGCAAAGCUAAGAUCCCAUGGCCAUAGACUGGAUGACAAGGAAUACAAUUCAUAA